Anastrepha ludens (Mexican fruit fly) is the source of this 3003-nucleotide messenger RNA. RefSeq names its product protein SERAC1. The transcript is spliced from 5 exons. Bases 4 to 2430 code for a protein of 808 amino acids. NCBI's taxonomy places the organism in Eukaryota, Metazoa, Arthropoda, Insecta, Diptera, Tephritidae. The record is from RefSeq and is a predicted model, not a curated record.
AAGAUGUCAAAAGUUUCGUUGGGCGGCUUUAAAAAUACAUUGAGACGUUACCCCAAAACUUUAGGUGGAGUUGGUAUUCUGACAACUUGUGGCCUGGUUUUGCUCGAAAGACAAAGGAUUCGGAAGUAUUUGUCAAAAUGGGUGAAUACUGCUCCGUCAGAGACAGACAAAAAGCGUCCGGAUUAUAUAUACAUCAAAUAUCAUAUUUACAAGGAGUCUAUGCGAAAAUUGAAACAAAAGGAAGAGGAAGAUAAGAAAUGGAUCAACGUUAUUAUUAACCCCAUUGGAAAGUGGUGGAAAACCGUUAAGCACUCAGUCGCCUGGCGUCUAUUAAAUAUCGCACAAACGGGUUCACAACAUGAACGCCUCAAAGCUGUGCGUCAAUUAGCCUGUUUCGAUCACUUGAAAGACUGGGAUUUUCGUCAUUUAGCACAAAUUUGCGAUGCCCGCACAGCAGUAUCGUUGGCGCGUUCCGGUGCCGAUUCACGUUGGUUUGUGCCUGUUCACAUGCGUGGCUGUAUUAAGAAUCCCAAGUUGGUGCUAGCUGAUUUUCACGAUAUGUUGGCGCGUUUACGACCAAAUUCAUGCAUCGAUAACUUUUUUAACAAAUACUUUCCACAACAAUAUCCACACGAAGGAAUUGACGAGUUCUUUACACAGGACCAAGCGAGUUCGUUAUCCGUCCAGGAUACAGAUAUGUUAAAGGAGAUAAUUUCCUUCUUACACCACAUCACUAAAGAUGAGUCUGUUGCAAAGCAGAUCAUCAACGAGGGCGGCCUCACACACAUCAUGGAAUUACGUAAGAUUUUUGCGGAUGAUAAUGAAACGCUUUCAACACUCUGCAAGGUGUUGGCCAAUAUGUCGCUUGUGGAGGAUAGUGUAGAACAUUUCUUCGUUUCGGGCUGGAUUGGCGCGCUGGCAGACUGGAUGAAGUGUCCUGAUUUGCGUUUGCAAGUGAUCUCAGCAAAAACGAUGGCCAAUUUGGAUCACGACGAUCCGAAUCAUGUUCAAUAUCCACCAAAUGUGUAUCCGUUACAUCCACGUUUGCGCACGCGCGCUAAGCCCAAGGCUGAUAUAAUAUUCAUACACGGGUUAUUGGGUGGCGUUUUUAUUACAUGGCGUCAAAAGGACCGCAACCCCAUAGAAUUGGGUUUAUAUGGCAAGAAUGCGUUUUACACGAGCGAAACGGACGAUGUUUUUCUGAUUGGCGAACAAAAACGUGCCAGUGGUAAAGCGUUUAAAAAUGGGAAUGGAAAUGGCAAUGGCGCUGGUCAUGCUGGUGCAAGCAAUGACGUGAAAAAAGAGCAAACGACUGAUCCAAUACUGAAAGCUGCUCAGAAGACAAAAAAUAAAGCGCUGGAGAUAAGCGAUGCUGCUACAAUGGAACUUGUGGAGACACUGCAAAAUACUGCCGAACUAGAAUCCGAUUGGGAAGUUGUGCACCCCGAUGUGCCACUUAAAGCGAGCGAAAACUGUUGCGGCGAGUUCAGUGUGCCGGGCAAUGAAUGGCAAAAUCAGGACAACUGUGAAGACUACACCAACUGUUGGCCAAUGGAGUGGCUGCCGGAUGAUUACCCUAAUACCAGAAUCAUCGGCAUCGACUAUACCUCUGCGGUCACUGAAUGGUCAGCCAAUUUCACGAAAUACUGCCCCUGCGAGAAGGGUCAGGGGCAAAUCGAUAUACGUGCAACAUCACUGCUCGAGCGACUCUCCAAAUCCGAUAUUGGCAAUGAGCGACCUGUUGUUUGGAUAGGACAUUCCAUGGGUGGCAUACUCACAAAACUAAUGCUUAUGAAAGCCGUAGAUGAUCCCGAUCCGAAAGUAAAUCAAAUUGCGGCCAACACAUCUUCAAUACUCUUCCUGGGCACACCGCAUCGUGGCUCAUCGAUUGCCAAAUGGAAACAACACAUGCAAAUGAUUAUCUCCCCCUCCAUUGAGGUUAAAGAAAUGGAGGAAGGAGCACCGAAAUUGCUUGCUUUGCAUAGCCGCUUUAUGGCUUGUCUGCACACUUGCUUCCGCAAUGUUAAAGUUGUUACCAUCGCCGAAGGUACACCUACAAUGUUAACAACAUUCAAAUUCCCGUUACGCAUUGUCACUGAAGAUUCAGCGCGCAUUGAUUACGGCGACUUUUACGUGCUAAAAGAUGAUCAUCUUAGCCUCUCGAAACCAAUUUUCCGCCAAUCAUUCCUAUAUCAACGUGUCCUCAAGGUAAUCGAAGACUCAGUGAAUAGAGAUGAUAGACCAUCUGAAAAGGUAACACUACCCGGCACAGCAUUCAAAGUAGAGCCAGUUAGAACAUCGCCGACAAGCGUAUCAGAUGCAAAUUCGGGCAGCAGUUUAUUGCAGAAAGUGCGCAGCAUUUUUUCGUCAGUACCACAAAUCACGAUCAAUAUUCCAAAUGCUCAUUGUGAACAGUCUAGGCGCAAGUAAGAUAGGUAAAAGCCAAUGGGAUGACAAUUUUUAGCUAAGCUAAUGGUUGUUUUAUAAAAGUAUUAAGCCAAUACUAAAAAAUAUUAUUUAAGCCCAUCUCACUAAGUUAUUUUCACGUUCAUUUUUCCAAAAACUGCUGUACUUAAAUUCAUGCAUGCAUUCAUCAAAAACUAUUUUACAUACAAAUAUUUUAUAGACUUGACACCAAAUUUUAUUGUUAUUUAUAUUCCUAGUUUUAGUCUAUAAGUUUGUACUUUAGUGCUAUUUCCAAAAUUAGUGAUUGAUGUCUAAGAGCUUAAAUAUUUAGUCAUUUUGAUAUUGUAAUUCAGAUAAGCGUUGAAGAAAAAUUGGUCAAAUAAAAAAUUUUUGAAAACAUAAAAGUAUUAUCUUUUGUUAAAAUGUGCCUUAUUGAAAUCUUCAAAUAAAGAAUGCUUUGUAAAAAAUAUAUAAAACUGAAAUUUAUUAUUAAAACAGACAAAAACAAUAUUUUACUACGCCAUAAAUAUCCUAUUCAGAUAUUUUAAUUUGUUUUCUUCUGCUACUGACAAGCACAUUCACACACUUACUAUCAUU